AUGGUCACGGUAACGGUAUGCUUGUUCACACCCCCAAUCGAGUUCGAACCACCCUCUAACCGCUACCUUGAAGCUGGUUUCGUCUACUGCGGUGAUCGAUUAAUCUCUGAAGGGAUUCUUUAUAUCACUGGUCCCUCCAACACGAUGGCCUUGGCGAAUAUGGAUGUGGACUGUGAUGGUGCUAACCGCUCCGAUGGCGACUGCAAGAAUGAUCCAUCAGGACAAGAUCAAACGGCUUUCAAAGACGAGGUAAGGGUGUAUGGGAUUUCGGAUCUCGAUUCCAAUAAACAUGGCUAUGUUGUUCUCGGCAACCAAGGUACCUCGCCGUGGUUUGAGCCUAAGGUAUAUGGCAUCCAGCCACUGAGCGUAGUGGCUGUCGUAUGCAACAAUAUGCUGUUUUACGCUGUCUGGGGAGACACCAACGGUGGUAUCUUGACCGGGGAAGCUUCGAUGUCGCUUGCAAAAGCCUGCUUCCCUAACGAAGGGCUUAACGGGGACAAUGGGCAUGAAACUCACGAUGUGCUUUAUGUCGCAUUCAAUGGUAGCGAAGCGAAGCCUGGUGCCAAGGGGGCGGACUGGAGAGCAAAUAACUUCACCACCUUUGAGGAGUCGUUGGCGCAUAUUGGCGACAGAUUGGUGAAAAGAGUUUCUCCGUGA
This is a messenger RNA of Uncinocarpus reesii 1704, 657 nucleotides long. RefSeq lists its product as uncharacterized. The coding region runs from base 1 to 657 and encodes 218 amino acids. NCBI's taxonomy places the organism in Eukaryota, Fungi, Ascomycota, Eurotiomycetes, Onygenales, Onygenaceae. The record is from RefSeq and is a predicted model, not a curated record. Gene Ontology annotation, molecular function: chitosanase activity. The transcript is spliced from 2 exons.